GUUCUCUACCUCCUGUAUUCUGCGCUCCGGAUGCGCUACCUGGUGCAACUCGAAUUCCAGGAAAAGCGCUCCGUAGUUUUUACGCUCCAGGUCCGCUACUUGGUGAAACUCGAGUUCCAAGUCAAGCGCUCCGUAGUUUCUACGCUCCAGGUUGGCUACCUAGUUCAACUCGAGUUCCAGGACAAGCGCUCCGUAGUUUCUACGCUCCAGGUCGGCUACCUGAUGCAACUCAAAUUCCAGGACAAGCGCUCCGUAGUUUCUACGCUCCAAGUCGGCUACCUGGUGAAACUCGACUUCCAGAACAAGCGCUCCGUAGUUUCUACGCUCCAGGUCGGCUACCUGGUGCAACUCAAAUUCCAGGACAAGCGCUCCGUAGUUUCUACGCUCCAGGUCGGCUACCUGGUAGAAUUCGACUUCCAGGACAAGCGCUCUGUAGUUUCUGCGCUCCAGGUCCGCUACCUGGUGAAACUCGACUUCCAUGACAAGCACUCCGUAGUUUCUACGCUCCAGGUCGGCUACCAGGUGCAACUCAAAUUCCAGAACAAGCGCUCCGUAGUUUCUACGCUCCAGGUCGGCUACCUGGUGCAACUCAAAUUCCAGGACAAGCGCUCCGUAGUUUCUACGCUCCAGGUCGGCUACCUGGUAGAAUUCGACUUCCAGGACAAGCGCUCUGUAGUUUCUGCGCUCCAGGUCCGCUACCUGGUGAAACUCGACUUCCAUGACAAGCGCUCCGUAGUUCUGACUGUCCAGGCCCUUCACCUGGUAACUUUUGACGUUCAGGACUAAUUUUCCGUAGUUCUGGUUCAACUUGUCAUGUUAACAAAAGAUUAUUUCAAUUCAUUUUUCGCGCAAGCCCAAAU
Messenger RNA from Neodiprion fabricii, 860 nucleotides. RefSeq lists its product as uncharacterized. The transcript has 2 exons. The record is from RefSeq and is a predicted model, not a curated record. Lineage: Eukaryota; Metazoa; Arthropoda; Insecta; Hymenoptera; Diprionidae. Bases 31 to 786 code for a protein of 251 amino acids.